Molecule: messenger RNA, 666 nt
Organism: Pisolithus orientalis
Lineage: Eukaryota; Fungi; Basidiomycota; Agaricomycetes; Boletales; Pisolithaceae
Exons: 3
Coding region: 1-666 (221 amino acids)
Source: RefSeq, a predicted model, not a curated record
AUGAGGGACCAGGCAAUCACCUUGCUGUCAGCAGCUCUAAGACACAUUAGGGUGCUAAUCAACACAGUGCCAUGGCCUGAAGAGAGCUUAGAGGUGAUAUAUGAAUGGGUGGAGGACUGGGACCAGACUUGGUACAUUGACAAGAACAAGAUCUCCAUCCCAAAGGUGUGCAAUGCCAACCUACAUGACAUGACUGAAGAAUCCAUGAUACAGCAGAAUGAGGUGAUCCCAGCAGCUAUAGCAAUAGCAGAUCUUUGGUGGCCAGAAGGGCAGCAUAGAUUCAACAUCAACAACCUUGUUGAGGACUACCAGGAGCAGGUAGAGGAGAGAGCAUGGUUGGAGGCCAAGAUGUUGGCCAAGGCACCAUCCAUGCACACCCAGGGCCAAGCAGCAAGAGGUGAGGGUCAAAACCACAUGCCAGAAGACACUGAAGGAUACCCAUCAAACAGAGCUGCACAUUCAACAGGGGGGGGCUCUGGUAGCACAAGCAAGGGAAAAGGGAAACAGAAGGCCACCAGUGAGGAGGAUGAGCUGGCUGACAAUGUCAAUGAUGAUGAGGGUGAUGGUGAAGGCAAGCCAGGGCCUUCUGCAAAGGGACCUCACAUGGCUGGAGACAAUGAGCCCUGUGAGACAUGUGCCCAGGCAAACCUCAUGUGCAUUGGGUAG